Molecule: messenger RNA, 4025 nt
Organism: Mizuhopecten yessoensis (Yesso scallop)
Lineage: Eukaryota; Metazoa; Mollusca; Bivalvia; Pectinida; Pectinidae
Product: mannosyl-oligosaccharide glucosidase-like
Exons: 2
Coding region: 88-2547 (819 amino acids)
Biological process (GO): protein N-linked glycosylation; oligosaccharide metabolic process
Cellular component (GO): endoplasmic reticulum membrane
Molecular function (GO): Glc3Man9GlcNAc2 oligosaccharide glucosidase activity
Source: RefSeq, a predicted model, not a curated record
CUGACCACGUCGGCGAACGAAUUACCAGGAGGAGACCUCCGUCAAUGUUGUACGUUAAAACAGUGUUAUUACACCAGAUAGUGUGUGAUGGCAGGUAGCAAUGACGUUAGACGACGCGCUGGAACCAGACAAAAAGGAAAAGAUGCAGAAAAUGGCGUUGGAGAAAGCAAAAAGAAAGCCGAUGCAGUUGGUGGAACUGCGAUGAUUGCUGGACUUGUGUUUGUUGGCAUUGUAGCAUGCGGAGUCGGGUAUUUCGCUUAUUUACAAUAUUGCAAAGGCAUCGUUAAUACACCUCUAUCCGUGUCUAAAAUCAAUGCAGCCAACAGCUCAAGUGCAAUCGUCGAUCCGGAAAGAUAUUGGGGGACCUAUCGAUCAAACUUGUACUUUGGAAUGAAAGCGAGAACUCCCCGAUCACCGGUGUUUGGGCUUAUGUGGCUACAGCAGCUAACAGGGAAGAUGCCACCUCCGAUCCGACAUUGGUGUGACCAGGGCGACCAGCUGAAAAAGUAUGGUUGGCUUAAGCAUGAUGGAAGGAAUUUUGGCGUUCAAGAAAUUGAAGAUAAUGGCUUUGUUUUGAGAACAGAAUUCGUCAAGAGAGCUGGUGGAUUACAUGGAGGAGACUGGACUGCGAGAGUUGUGGCAACAAAUGUGGAUCAGAAGAAACCAGUCGUCCUGUCACUCAUGUACUACGUGGCCCUGGACGGUCAAGGCGGUCUGGAACCGGACAUGUCAAAAGGUAGAUUCAGUGCCGUCAGAGGUCAUUCUGAGGAACUUGGCGAUUUUACUUUACAUUUCCCAAAGACAAAAACAAAGACACAAACUAAAUACAGCCAUCUCAUCACUUAUGUAUCACGACUAGAUCAGCUAAAAGAUGUGGUCACGAACGCUAUGAAGGUAGAGGCCUGGGACAAACAACGCACUCAGGCUUACUUUGUGCUCGGAGGUCGACUCGUACCACGGGACAGUCCCGGGGGACCUAAUGUCAUGGUCCAGCAGGUCACAGUUCAGCUCCCGUUUGAAAUGGAAAUCAUCUUUGAGUCUGGAAGUGUACUUGACAGACCUGAUACAUUGUCUGAUGAAAUAUUCUUAAAGGAACUGGCAAAAUACUCACAGGGAUUCGACGAUAAAUUUUCCGCCACUUUUAAUCUGGAAGGUAAAGGCUACAGCCAGGACGAGACUAACUUCGCUAAAGCUGCUCUCAGUAAUAUGCUAGGUAGCAUCGGCUAUUUUUAUGGAUCAUCCCUUGUCCAGUCUCGCUAUAAUGUGGACCCUGUGGAAUACUGGCCAGCGCCAUUGUACACUGCUGUUCCUUCAAGAUCAUUUUUCCCUCGUGGUUUCCUGUGGGAUGAAGGAUUCCAUAAUCUACUGAUCAGUCGAUGGGACAUUGAAAUAUCUAAAGACAUCAUUUCUCAUUGGUUGGAUUUAAUGAACACUGAAGGCUGGAUUCCGAGAGAGCAAAUUCUUGGAAUUGAAGCACAAGCAAGAGUUCCACAGGAGUUUGUAGUUCAGAGAAACGAAAAUGCAAACCCGCCGACAUUAUUCUUGCCCCUACAAAGAAUUAUUGACCAAAUAUCAACAUCAGAUGACCCCAAAGAUCAAGCGUUCUUGAAAUUUGUGUACCCACGUCUGAAAGUUUGGUACAAUUGGUACAAUUCAACACAGUCAGGCAGAUUACCUCUAACGUACCGAUGGAGGGGGCGUGACUCAAAGACCAACAAAGAACUGAACCCCAAAACCCUUACCUCUGGUCUGGAUGACUACCCACGGUCAUCCCAUCCCUCGGAGGAUGAACGCCAUGUUGAUCUGCGAUGCUGGAUGGCAUUUGCAUCUGGAUUGAUGGCUGACAUUGCUAAUGCACUUGGAGAAGAUUCAACAGAAUACAAAGCCACACAUCGACUGUUAACGGAUAAUAAAUUGCUGGAUGAAAUGCACUGGUCCUCCCAGAAGCAGCAAUACUCAGACUACGGACUUCACACAGAUAAAGUCCAGUUACAACGUCCUAAACCCCCGGCAAACCUGCAGCCUGGACAACCAGUUCCACAAAUGGACAAGAUCAGAGCUGUCAUAAAGGAUCCUGUGUAUAAGUUUGUCGACUCUUACGGUUAUGUUAGUCUUUUUCCAUUCCUACUUCGAAUUAUUGAACCUGAAUCUGUUAAGUUGUUGCAGACUAUAGCAAAAUUAAAAAAAACAGAAUUUCUCUGGACCGACUAUGGUUUAAGGUCAUUGUCAAAAAAUGCAUAUUUAUAUAAUCGUUAUAACACUGAACAUGAUCCGCCAUAUUGGAGAGGUGCGAUUUGGAUAAACAUGAACUAUUUGGCUAUCGGAGCUCUUCACCACUAUUCUGUUACACCCGGCAAAUAUCAGGACCUAGCGAAAUCUACAUACAAGAGUUUACGACAAAAUGUUGUACAGAAUAUUUUCAAAGAAUACAGAAGAACAGGUUAUGUUUGGGAACAGUACAAUGAUAAGUACGGCUCGGGGAAGGGUAGUCAUCCCUUCACGGGCUGGUCAGCUCUCGUGGUCCUCAUCAUGGCUGAGGAAUACUGAAAACCAAUCACUAUUACUCCAAGCUGCUCAGCACUCAUUAUGACUCAGAAAAACGCUCAGUAGUCAUCAUGACUCAGAAAUACUGAUUACCCAUCACUAUCACUCCAGACCACUCAACACUCAUCAUCCUCUACGACUGAGGAAUAUGGACUACUCUACAAUAGUACUUCCAAACCUGCUUGACCUGAUUUUUUGUGAUUUUUUGAUUCAUUACCCAUUCAAUAAUAUGGUCACUUGCUCUGACUGUCAUGAAACCUGUGGCUUUUUUUUUUUACAAAUGGACAGCAAGUUUAUUAUAGCUGCACCAAAAGUCUUACGCUUGUGAUUGCUUACAAGGAGGAUUCUUUAAUGUAUCAAACUGAAAAGUGAACAGUGACACCAUUUUAAAGCAUCUCAAAGGAAGUGAAUUAAAUAUACUUGAAACUUUUUUGGUCGUGUAUUUAAGACAGAUUUUCAUGUUUAAACAAACAUUAAAAAUCCAUAUGUAGGAGACCAAGGCUAACAUUCUAUAUUUGAGAGUAAAGUUUGUCAUCUGCAUUGAAUGAUAGAGUGACAGACUUUUAACUCAAUAAGUGCUAAAUUUAUUUCAAGAAGACUAUUUUAUUCACCCAUCAACAGCAUUGCAUAAUAUUGUUGUCAAUUUGUCCAUCUGUUUGUCUUGAUAACCUUUUGGCUGCAAAUAGUUCCACAGUUUCUGACGAAAUUUGGUGGAGAUUUUGGUGUUAGUGAUAAGAAUCAUAUGAAGAUGGGUAUAUCAAAAAACAGGAUUGCUGAAUUAUACAUAAUUACAGUUAAGGCUCUUUGCUAAAUGACCAGUAUAUUGAACUUUGUGACAGCAACAAGUCGACCAAAUCAUCUGGCCUAUGGUGUGUUGGGUGAUAAGUAUCAAAUUCAUAUUACCAGAAUGUUUUAAACAGUUGACAAGAAACAAAUGCACCUUGCCUCAUUCAUGGCUGUUAAAAAGAACAUAUCAACAAAUCAUAACAAUAAUUCAACUUUCCCGAGUUACAAAAUAUAGAUGUUGUUUUUUCUGCUUGCAUUUUAAUGUUUUCCUUCGUUUUGUUACAAUUAAGAAUGCAACAUUUUAUUUUGAGGAAAAAAGAAACAUAAGCAAAAUUCUUUGAAAUUCCAUUUGUAAGAACUGAAAGCGCUGUUGUUGAAACCUUGCAGUAAAUAUUAGAAUCAUUUUCCACCACUCCAAAUCAUAGUGGCUAGUGACAUGUCGCUACUCCAAAUCAUAGUGGCUAGUGACAUAUCGCUACUCCAAAUCAUAGUGGCUAGUGACAUAUCACUACUCCAAAUCAUAAUGGCUAGUGACAUGCCGCUACUCCAAAUCAUAGUGGCUAGUGACAUGUCUCUACUCCAAAUCAUAAUGGCUACUGACAUGUCGCUACUCCAAAUCAUAAUGGCUAGUGACAUGUCGCUACUCCAAAUCAUAGUGGCUAGUGACAUGUCGCUACUCCAAAUCAUAGUGGCUA